ACCACCUUUACGGGGUGUCUGUGCUUUCGAAAAAGAAGUAUGGAUUCGCAGAAUCCGCCACACUUCCGGUUUCCUGAAAACGGCGCGGAAAACUCGAUUUUGCCAGUGUCCGCUUUCUCCACCUACAGCCUCCUGAAGAAUUGCAAUUACUUGUUGACUUCGCAGUCUCCAGAACCUCAUCUAAAAUCGUUCUUACCACCCGAGCUACAGAUGAGAUGCCCUCCUAUAGACAGUCAAAGCAAGAGUUUCUUGUCCUCAACAGCCCUUCUGCGAUAUCCCCCACCUUUCCACUUCUUACCUGACCAAGUUCGAUCUCGAACUCCUCCAGAUAUUACUCAGUAUAGUUCGUUAUACGAUUCCUCGAAUUUAAGAAGACAAAGAGGAGAAAAGAAACCUAUACCUGAUGAACAAAAAGAUGAUAAAUAUUAUGAGAGGCGGAGAAGAAACAAUCAGGCUGCGAAGAAAUCGAGAGAUGCCAGAAAGAUGAGGGAGGAUCAAAUUGCUUUACGAGCCACGAUUUUGGAGCACGAGAACGCCAUUUUGCGCGCACAAGUAUUAACCCUGAGAGAAGAGGCCUCUUCGCUUCGGCAAAUGCUGCUUCAAAAAAAAGCAAUAGAAUUAGCUUCGAGAGAUUCUCAAAUAUGUAUCUCAUGAAAGUUCAAAUCGUUAUAUCUUACUAAUUGUGAUAUUUAUCUGUGUAAAUAAUAAUUAUAUUCAAAAUAAAUAUUCUUAAAUCAUAAGAGACUUUCAUUAUCAGCGGUACUACGCCUCUUAGAGGACCUUCCUGCUCCUCUAUCUUUUCUCCUUCGUAAGGAUGUAGUCAACAUGCAUCAUGGAGUUCG
This is a messenger RNA of Diabrotica virgifera virgifera (western corn rootworm), 842 nucleotides long. Its product is annotated as CCAAT/enhancer-binding protein beta. Gene Ontology annotation, biological process: regulation of transcription by RNA polymerase II. NCBI's taxonomy places the organism in Eukaryota, Metazoa, Arthropoda, Insecta, Coleoptera, Chrysomelidae. The record is from RefSeq and is a predicted model, not a curated record. Gene Ontology annotation, cellular component: nucleus. Gene Ontology annotation, molecular function: DNA-binding transcription factor activity, RNA polymerase II-specific; RNA polymerase II cis-regulatory region sequence-specific DNA binding. The transcript is spliced from 4 exons. Bases 40 to 654 code for a protein of 204 amino acids.